AGUUCACGUGCGAAUAUAUAUAUUUGGCUCCAAUAGCGUAAUGCCUGUGGCCGCGAACGGUCGGGAGCCAAUCAGAUAAAGGGAGAGUGAAGUGCUUCCGAGAGCCAAGAUGGCAGAGAAUGCGUCGUGCGAGUUGCUGGUCGUGACGUUAACGUUCGACGUAGGACUAAUAUACUUUAUCUGAGAUCGUCCGUGAUGUAUCUGUUUCGUAACACCUGAUAAGAUAUCCGAGUGUGAAGUGGAUAAUGUCGGACAAUAGACUGGGAGCCAACUAUCAGCCAACAAACGAUGUAACACACAAACAAAAAAUUCUUUUCUGCAAGGUUAAGAACCUUUGUUGACAAAACGACGGCGGGCCAUGGCAAGAAACUUUUUGCACCGACGUUUCUGAACACCGGCUUCCUUUUUUCUCCUCCGACGUCAUACAGGUUUGUGUGUGUAUGUGUGUUUUAUUUUGAAUAAUUGAUUCGGACCAGAUUUUCAACCUUGACACCGUGAACUCACCGGCGAGUCUUUUGUUUGCGUGCGUCGAUUAACGGGAAACCGUGUGCGCCCGAAAUCCAUGUUUAAUACCUGACCCCUCUACGCGUUCGACGUGAAUAUGGGCGCCUUCUACGCGUUGGCAUACGCCGUUUUUGUGUCUACGCUGUCGUACGAGGUGGUGGCUUGCCCCUCCGUUUGCAAAUGUGGACCCAUCAAGUCGCGGACUCCGGACAGGAUCAAAUUGGGACAACGCAUCACUUGUGCCAUGACCGACGUCACUUCCGUCGGGGAUUUUCUUUUAGAAGAAAUGCCACGGGAUACCAUUUAUCUGAUCCUCCGAGAGAACAAAUUGAACUCAAUCGAAUAUGGCGCAUUUUCUUCGCUUCCCGGCAUCGUUAAGCUUGACCUGUCCAGAAAUUUAAUCAGUAAAAUUCAAGAAGGAGCUUUUCUAAAUUUAUCAAAUGUAGAAAAACUUGAUUUAUCUCAUAAUAAAUUGGCCAGUUUGUCGGCCAGAAUGUUCGAGAGUUUAACUUCGUUACAGCGACUAAUUUUGGAGCAUAAUGCAAUUAGCAGAUUACCAAAAGGUGUAUUUAAUUACAUGAUUUCCUUAAAAACAAUUGAUCUAUCUUCUAAUCCACUAAUCUGUGAUUGCCAGUUGAAAUGGUUUAUUGAAUGGACGAGAUCUAAGGGAGUAAGAAUAACGCAGGAGACUGCUUGCCAGUUUCCUUUAAAGCUAAGAGGCAUGUCUCUCUCUCAACUGUCCAAAAAAGAUCUACAUUGCAAUUGGCCUGUUCAACUUCCAUUAUUCGAAUUAUCACCGAAAGUAAACCAGCUUGUUUUUGAGGGAGAUGCUUUACUGUUUCAAUGUCGAGUGUCUAAUGUGGAAGACAAUAUUAAAUUGAAUUGGAUGUUGGACGAUCUUGCGAUAACUACGGAUCCAUUGGGAGUCGUUGCAGUUCAAACUCACGUUUCUCAGGACGGGAGUGUAUUACGCAGUUUAUUGUCAAUCAGUCGUCUGCAUACCCACCACUCAGGAAUUUGGAGAUGUCACGUCGAAACGCCAAGGGGAAACGAAUCUCGCAGCAUCCAAAUUAUCGUAAUAGCCGAGAAUAAUCGUGUCUGUUCUAGGAUGAUGACGUCGGACAAUAAGGGACAGUAUUUAUGGCCAGAAACAUUAGCUAGUAUAACAGUAGAGUUACAGUGCGAAGGCAUUCCUGCUGGAGCUCUCGGUUACAUGCCAGCUUUCGCAUAUCACACGUGUAAUAAUGAAGGAAAGUGGGAAAAUUUAGACACUUCAUCUUGUCCGUAUGUUUCUGAAGUGACUAAAGUAUUUGAACAGUUUUCAAAGACUAAUUUAUCAUUGAGCAAAACCAACGUAUUAGACAGUGCUCGAGGACUGAGAAAUUACACCGGAGACGGAAGCAUGCUUAAGGAUAAAAUGGACAUCGUUUUUAUUGCCCGCACGAUCGAAAAUUAUAUGGAGUUUGCCGGACAUCAUAAAGAAAUAGGGGAAAUACUAAUUGAUGUUAUUAAUAUCAUCAUGGGUGUUGAUAAGAAACUGCUACAUGCUGCACAAAUGGAAGACAAUUCCUGUUCACGCAAAAACUGUUGCUUUGUCGUGGCCAAACUUAUAUGUUUAGUUUUCGGAACAUCUAACAAACAUUUGAUAUAUUUAUUACAGGACGUCGAAGCAUUGUUAGCAGAACUGAAUCUUCAGCGAGCACAGUUUAGGCCGUCGCAUCCUGCCAUUUAUUUCGGAUCUCUCUUAUGUGUCGGCGGACUCGGUGCAACAAUCCUUAUAUACUGUUGUGGUCACAAAGAGAUAAAAAUGCCAAAGAAGAAUAAGCACUCUCUUGUAAAUACCUGGAUUUCUAUGAUAGUAUUAUGUUUAACCUUUACUUUUGGUGUCCAUCAGACAGAUUACACCAAAAUUUGUGAAGCCGUAGGAUUAAUUUUACAUUAUUUGACAUUUUGCACUUUACUUUGGAUGAUAAUUACUGUCAGUAACUUAUACAAGAAAUUAACCAAGACAGAUCCUCCAGAACUACUUCCAGAUGAAGAAAUUCCAGAACAAUUGCUUCCUCCUAAACCUAUGCUAAGGUUUUAUUUAGUUGGUUGGGGGAUAUCGACGAUAGUUUGUGGGAUUUCGGCAGCGGUACUGUUAGAAAAUUAUGGAGGUCCAAACUAUUGUUUCUUGUCCUUUAACCCGAGUUUGGCAGCUUUUUACGGUCCAGCAGCAGUACUAGUUUUCUUUCUCGUCAUUUUCUUUUUGCUAAUAUAUUGUGUCUUGUGUGAAAAUAAUAAGAUAACAAUGACUGGAAUACCCGUUUGUGAUAACAUACCAAUUGCAGAUAACGUGGUUAUGGAAUUAACUCAGACUAACCACGAAGAAGGAUCUCUUCACAGUUGUGGAGAUAACAACUCUGAAAAUAUGGAGGAUGCAGAGUAUUCUUGCCAUAUGCAACUUCGAGCGCAUGUGAUAUUAUUACUUUUAUUUAUAUUUGCUUGGGCAUCGGGAGCAAUGGCCACUGGAAGACCGUUUAUUAAUCAUCUUCCUGCAGAUAAUCUCGUAUUUAGUAUGCUUUACUGUUUCUUUAGCACCCUUAUAGGUUCCUUUGUUUUCUCUUUCUUUUGUUAUUCCAGACAAGAUGUGCGUCAAUAUAUUAAAAAUUGGAAGUAUAGAAAGAUACAAUUGAAAGUUAAACAGGAAAUGACUAGGGAAACUCAACCAACAGAAAUAUUAAGUUCAAACAAUCCCUCGUUGCAGGAAGGGCACAUAAACGCUUCGCUGUCACACCAGGGAUCGGAUAAAUUGACAAACUGUAAUAUUCUCUCGUCGCAUCCCAGCUCCACAGAACAUUCUUUUAAUGGUGCAGAAAUGUUUUACGAUCCAAGGCAAAGUGUAGUCGCUAGGAAAUUUUUUGAAAAAAAUCGUCGCCAGCAACAAUUAAAGCUACUUCAGAAGAACAAUUUGCAAAAAGAAGCGGCCGACAUCUGUGAUGAAAAUAAUUUAGAUGAUAAUGAACAGAAAAACCAACUGGAACCCACUACCGCUAACAGUAUUCAGAAUCCUCAUAAUAUCAAUUUAUCUAGUCAUAAUCAAAGGAAUAAUUGUUCCUCCAUUCAAGCCAAAGACGAUUUAGAAAACAAUUCGUGUGGUAGCAGCGAAAACAAUAGAUGCCAGACGAUUCCGCUUCGAAAAAAUUCGCAUUUGAAAUUCAACAAGCAAAACACUUUCACAAAAUUAUGCGAAAAUAAUGCAAAAUCGCAUAUUAAAGAUAACAACUCGACCAGUAACGGUUCCCUAAACAAUCAUCCGCAUCUUUCUCUACCACCUUGGAUGAUCGUCUCACAUAAUUGUAAGAACCAUAAAGAUUCUUGUGCGGAAUGUUCGGACUGUAGUCAAAUUCCUUCUUCCAUUAUAUCGAAUACUUGUUUUUCCGACCUGACGGGCUGUAACAUAAAUCACGUCGGUAACAACAAACACAGGCCCAGGUCACGUAAUCGUGCAAAUCACUGGAAGAAAAACAGGAGGCAACACAGUUGGGAUGGUAGAUCCAAGUGCGAAAACAAACGUACUCAUCACAGUAACCAUUCCGUGCAUUCUAAUAAAGCAUAUCAGUAUUCGUCGAACAAGAAACAUUACGAUCAGCAUAACGAAGAUUGUUACUUUCCGAGAUCGUACAGCGCUUACGAACAACCGUGCAAGGCUCCUAUGGAAUCGGUAUCGGGAGGCGAUUCGGAACUUUCGCACCAACAAGAAAUCUCAAUGUGAAGCAAUUUCUUUGUUACAAACCAAUCUUUCUUUGUAUCAUAAUCGAAAGAAUGUGUUUAGAGAGUUUUAUUAUUGUAAAUAUUAAAAUUAUUAUUAUUAUUAUUAAUUAUUGGCAAUCAAAAAGAAACUCAGGAUGGAACAGACGUUUUGCCAAUUUGGCAUAAAAUCAAUUUUAUAAAAAUUUGUCUAACCAAAGAUUUCAUUCUAGCAAAUGUACAAAACUUGGAUUAUUAUUAUUUUUUUGUUAGGUUACUUGUGUUUUAUGUGCGUGUUUAUUAGACGAGCAAUUGAACACAUGUAUAUAUAUAUAUAUAAAUGUAUGAAUGAGAGUGGCAUAUGGACAUGCUUUUAAAAAUUAUAUAUAUAUAUAGAGACUACUAUGCAGGAAAAUAAAAAUUUUA
Molecule: messenger RNA, 4659 nt
Organism: Centruroides sculpturatus (bark scorpion)
Lineage: Eukaryota; Metazoa; Arthropoda; Arachnida; Scorpiones; Buthidae
Gene: Remo
Product: adhesion G protein-coupled receptor A3-like
Exons: 14
Coding region: 602-4258 (1218 amino acids)
Biological process (GO): cell surface receptor signaling pathway; G protein-coupled receptor signaling pathway
Cellular component (GO): plasma membrane
Molecular function (GO): G protein-coupled receptor activity; protein binding
Source: RefSeq, a predicted model, not a curated record